GAAGCAGCCUCCUUGGCAGCCGGGAAACGAGCGAGUGUGCGCCGCUGCCUGUGACCCAGGCGUCCUGCCGGCUGCUGUCCCCUGUCUGGGAAGCUCAUCCACGCAGAGGUCUCCCCCUUCCCUCCCUGCCAGGUCUUCCUCUGCAGGGCUCACUGGAGCCAGUCCCCACAGGAGCCAAACCAGCGGGGAGCAUGGAGCUGCUGUCCACCCCCCACAGCAUUGAGAUCAACAACAUCACCUGCGAUUCCUUCCGCAUCUCCUGGGCCAUGGAGGAUAGUGACCUGGAGAGGGUCACCCACUACUUCAUUGACCUCAACAAGAAGGAGAACAAGAACUCCAACAAGUUCAAGCACCGGGAUGUCCCCACCAAGCUUGUGGCCAAGGCGGUGGCCCUGCCCAUGACAGUGAGAGGCCACUGGUUCCUGAGCCCCCGCACGGAGUACAGCGUGGCAGUGCAGACAGCUGUGAAGCAGAGCGAUGGGGAGUACCUGGUGUCAGGCUGGAGUGAGACGGUCGAGUUCUGCACUGGGGAUUAUGCCAAGGAGCACCUGGCCCAGCUUCAGGAGAAGGCCGAGCAGAUCGCAGGCCGCAUGCUCCGCUUCUCCGUCUUUUACCGCAACCAUCACAAGGAAUACUUCCAGCAUGCCAGGACCCACUGCGGGAACAUGCUGCAGCCCUACCUGAAGGACAGCAGCGGCAGCCAUGGCUCCCCUACCAGCGGCAUGCUCCAUGGUGUCUUCUUCAGCUGCAACACUGAGUUCAACACGGGCCAGCCCCCGCAGGACUCCCCCUAUGGCCGCUGGCGCUUCCAGAUCCCCGCCCAGCGCCUCUUCAACCCCAGCACCAACCUCUACUUUGCGGACUUCUACUGUAUGUACACGGCCUACCACUACGCCAUCCUGGUGCUGGCGCCUAAGGGCUCCCUGGGGGACCGCUUCUGCCGUGACCGCCUGCCCCUCCUGGACAUUGCCUGCAACAAGUUCCUGACCUGCAGCGUGGAGGACGGGGAGCUGGUCUUCCGCCAUGCCCAGGACCUCAUCCUGGAGAUCAUCUACACUGAGCCUGUCGACCUGUCCCUGGGCACCCUGGGGGAGAUCAGUGGGCACCAGCUCAUGAGUCUGUCCACUGCCGAUGCCAAGAAAGACCCCAGCUGCAAGACCUGCAACAUCAGUGUGGGCCGCUAGGGACUCCUGGGGAGCUGGGGGGCUGGGGAGAGAUGACAAGAAGGGCAGAGAUGGGUGGCUGAGGUUCAGGGAGCUGGCUUCUCUCCCCUGCCCCCUACUCCCUCCACUCCAUCUGUCUGUCCCUCCCCACACCCCUUGGCAUUGGGGGCAAUAGCUGGUGGUCCUCUUGGUAAGUGUGGCCCACCCCAGGCCU
Messenger RNA from Cynocephalus volans (Philippine flying lemur), 1377 nucleotides. RefSeq names its product phytanoyl-CoA 2-hydroxylase interacting protein (gene PHYHIP). The record is from RefSeq and is a predicted model, not a curated record. The coding region runs from base 192 to 1184 and encodes 330 amino acids. Lineage: Eukaryota; Metazoa; Chordata; Mammalia; Dermoptera; Cynocephalidae. Gene Ontology annotation, cellular component: cytoplasm. Gene Ontology annotation, molecular function: protein binding. The transcript has 5 exons.